AAGAAAGAAAGAGGGGGGCAGAAUGCUUUUUGCCCUGUAGGCUAAGGGAAUACCAUCUGCUGGGUCUGUCUCUCCCUGAAGCAUUCCUCUCUGGGCUCAACUUGCCUGAGGACAGAGAUCUUAGAGAGCAUUUACUAGGAGCUGCCCUUGGCACUGGUGCCACAUGCUAGUCUCUGACAUGCCUGGGUACAGGGACAAGGCUGACCUCAGCUGCUCCACUACCUUCACAGGGAAUUGUGCUAUUUAGGAGUGACCUGCAUACAGGACAACCAAAUCCCUGUUCCAGAAGUUAUGGCAGAAAUGGCAUUUCCAUUUAACCAAAUUUGUCUUCUCAGAGCCCCCAAACUGCUCUGUCUGGGUCUUAUUUUCUCUUCAGUAGCACCACCUGAUCCCUCCAAACCAAGAUGCCUUUGGUCCUUCAUUCCCUCACAGUGUGAACAAUCCCUAAGCAGCUGGGAUUUAGCAGAGCCAGAAUGUGCUGCUGAAUGGAACUGCUGAAUAAGAGCCCAAGAGAAGGGCUGGGGGCAUCUUUGCAAAGUGGACUCUCCUGAGGGAAAUCAUGCCAGCUCCAGAAAGUAACCAUCUAGCUGCAACCGACUUCCCCAAAGGGUGCCUUGGGGCUUCCCAGGCACUAUGGAGAGAGAGGACACUGGCUUUUUUUCUGGGACAGGCCAGCUCAGAGGAGGAGGAGCAGAAGGAGGAGCAAAUAUCCAUCCCAAAGCAAAAAGCAAGGCUGUAGCCAAAGUCUGGAGUGGGGAAACUAAUGGGAAUCAGCUUGCUGGAGGGAGUGGGGACAGAAGUCUGGAAUGGCCAGGGCAGGGCUGCUGAAGAGGGGGUUGGGAGAAGAAGGCUGAUUGAGACCAGCUGUUGCUCCUCAGUCUCAGAGAUCUUUGGACUAUGCCCUGGGGCCGGCUUACACCCUACUUCAAGCCACAAGCAAUCAACACAGGUUGUCUGGGGCAGCCCAAGUCUCCCCUUUCCACUGUGGCUCCCAGAGCCCUCUGAAACAAAAGAUCAGAGCGGGACUCUCCAUCCACCAGCUGGACUCCUCCUUCCCAUUGCCAGUCCCCACCCCUGUCUGUUCCAGUCCAGGAAAGGGUCGGACGAAGAGGCCAGAGAAACAGCCCUGCCCCUCUCCCCAGUUCCUCCAUCUACUCAGCAUCGGCAUCUGGAAACCCCAUGGCCUGGGCUCACUGGGGCUGCUGCCCUUGGCUUAUCCUCUUCUGUGCUUAUGCCUGGAGCCACCCAACGCCAGCAGACCUUGCAAGAGAGGAUGUGAGAAACUGUUCUACUAGCCCUCCGCACCUUCCAGUUACUGCAGUCAAUACUACACUGAGGCUGACAGCCCUCCGCCAGAAGAUACAGGCCUGGAAUCUCUCCGCCUACAUCAUCCCAGACACAGAUGCCCACAUGAGUGAGUACAUUGGCAGACAUGAUGAGAGGCGUGCGUGGAUUACAGGCUUCACAGGGACUGCAGGUGUUGCAGUGGUGACCCUGAGGAAAGCAGCUCUCUGGACCGACAGUCGCUAUUGGACUCAGGCUGAGCGACAGAUGGACUGCAACUGGGAGCUCCAUAAAGAAGUUGGUACCACUCCCAUUGUCACCUGGCUGCUGGCUGAGAUUCCUUCUGGAGGGAGUGUGGGCUUUGACCCUUUCCUCUUCUCUAUUGACUCCUGGAAGAGUUAUGACCUGGCCCUCCAGGGCUCCAACAGACAGCUGGUGUCCAUUACAUCCAAUCUUGUGGAUAUGGUGUGGGGAUCAGAAAGGCCCCCAGUGCCAAGCCAACCUAUUUAUGCCCUGCAGGAGGCAUUCACAGGGAGCACUUGGCAGGAGAAAGUAUCUGGCAUCCGAAGCCAGAUGCAGGCGCAUAGCAAGGCCCCAACUGCUGUUCUUCUGUCGGCACUUGAUGAGACGGCCUGGCUCUUCAACCUUCGCAGCAAUGACAUCCCCUAUAACCCCUUCUUCUAUUCCUACACGCUGCUCACGAACUCCUCCAUCAGGUUAUUUGUAAACAAGAGUCGCUUUAGCCCUGAGACUCUACAGUACCUGAAUUCCAGCUGCACGGGCCCCAUGUGCGUGCAACUUGAGGACUACAGCCAAGUCCGUGACAGCGUCCAGGCCUAUGCCUUGGAAGAUGUGAGGAUCUGGAUUGGGACCAGCUAUACCAUGUAUGGGCUCUAUGAAGUAAUACCCAAGGAGAAACUCUUGGCAGACACCUACUCCCCAGUGAUGGUGACCAAGGCAGUGAAGAAUAGCAAGGAGCAGGCACUCCUCAAGGCCAGCCAUGUGCGGGACGCUGUGGCUGUGAUCCGGUACUUGGUCUGGCUGGAGAAGAAUGUGCCCAAAGGCACGGUGGAUGAGUUCUCAGGGGCAGAGCUCGUGGACAAGUUCCGAGGAGAAGAAAACUUCUCCUCUGGACCCAGUUUCCAAACCAUCUCUGCUAGUGGCCUGAAUGCUGCCCUGGCCCACUACAGCCCAACCAAGGAGAUGCAUCGCAAGCUGUCCUCAGAUGAGAUGUACCUGGUGGAUUCUGGGGGACAGUACUGGGAUGGGACCACAGAUAUCACCAGAACAGUCCACUGGGGCACCCCCUCUGCCUUCCAAAAGGAGGCAUAUACCCGUGUGUUGAUGGGAAACAUUGAUCUGUCCAGACUUAUCUUUCCUGCUGCUACAUCAGGGCGAAUGGUGGAAGCCUUUGCCCGUAAGGCCUUGUGGGACAUUGGCCUCAAUUAUGGUCAUGGGACAGGCCAUGGCAUUGGCAACUUCCUGUGUGUGCAUGAAUGGCCAGUGGGAUUCCAGUCCAACAACAUUAAGAUGGCCAAGGGCAUGUUCACUUCCAUAGAACCUGGUUACUAUCAGGAAGGAGAAUUUGGGAUCCGUCUUGAAGAUGUAGCCCUCGUAGUGGAAGCAAAGACCAAGUACCCAGGGAGCUACCUGACCUUUGAAGUGGUGUCCUUCGUGCCCUAUGACCGAAACCUCAUUGAUGUCAGCCUGCUGUCCCCUGAGCAGCUCCAGUACCUGAAUCGCUACUACCAGACCAUCCGGGAGAAGGUGGCCCCAGAGCUACAGAAUCGCCAGCUAUUGGAAGAGUUGGCCUGGCUGCAGAAGCACACAGAGCCCCUGUCUGCCAGUGCCCCCCACUCCACCUCCUUGGCCUCUGCUUUGCUAGCCACCACUCUUGCCUUCCUCAUCCAGAAUAGCUAGAGGCUCCUGACUCCCCUGCUGACCUCCACCUAGAUGUGAGACUUGCUGAGUUCCCCUCCCCCUGUACCACACAAGCCCCAAGAGCACUUGCUGGCCCAUUACCUAGAAACUGUUGCCCUUGGCCCCCUCUGGAAGGACAGAUCCCAGGCAGAUUCCAGGCAGAUCCCAGGCAGCACAGGCAGCUCACACACCCCUCCCCAGGCCUGUGCACCUCACCCUGAGCCCCUAGUUUGGGAAAACAGAGCCAAUUAUGCCUUCCCUUCUGUGAGCCCAGACUGCUAGAGCUACUUCCUCUCCCCCCAAAUAAAAAACCAAUCAGGCAGUGCCCCUACUCCUAGGGCUCCAUGUCCUGGGGAGAACUCCGCCCUAUUACCACCUAGUGGAGAUUGUCAGAGCUGCUUCCACCCACACUGGCUCCUGAAUUUGUGGCCUUUCCAACCCUUAAGGCUGCCUUUGGCCACCCACCUGUCCCCAGCUCCACUUUGGCCUCCUGGCUACAGCCCAUAGAGCUGAAGGAGCAGGACUCCCCCAGGCUAAUUGCUGUACCUUAGAGGAAGACAAAGGAAGGGUGACUGUGUCAUCUGUUUGGAGAGAGCUACUUAGGAUUGAGGAGAACAACAAAUCUAGUGGGGGGGCAGGGUAAGCCUGGAGCCAGAGGCCAGCCAGGAGCACACGCCAGCGCCAUCCACACACAUGGAAGCCCACUGCUCCCAAACCCCAAGUGCACUCUGUUCCAAUGACAGCAGGGAAGGUGAAAGUGUAGGACUUUGGCUAUGGAGUAGGAGGGACUGUGGCAAGGUACUCUAGAAUAUGGUGCUACCAGAGGUUAGAGAAUGAUGUCACUAUCCCAGGUUUCCCUGGCAUUCAAGGAGCCCUUUUAACUUUCUAAAAUGCAGCCACAUUGGCAAUACUAUUAAAUCCUCCCACAUCCUUGGAUGACCCUUAACCUCAGGUGGGUAGAGUCUAGGUUCCACAUUUCACGGACAGUAAAACUGAGCUUCAGGAAGAAGGUGGUCCCUGCCUGAGGACACGCAACACGCAUGGGGAGAUGGCCUGCAAUCCAGCUCUGUUGCCCUUCAGCACCAUGCAGCAACUCUUAACCCACCUCCCAGCCCCCUCCUCAUUGGUUGAGCCCAGCUUUCUCGGGCCUCAGUCAGCCGUUAGCCACCUGGGCUCACAUCCUGCUAGAUGCUUAAAACAGCCUUGCAAAGAUGCCUGCCUCUGGUUUUGUAUUGUGUCUGCUCUGUUGCUGGAGGCUGCUGUUACCUGUGGCUUUUGUGGUGGAGGAGGAAGAGGAGAGGUUGAGGUGGGGGUGGGGACUUGAGGCUCCAGAAGCUCAGUGGGGGAGCACAUGGGCUUGAGAAUGUGCACGUGAGCCUGUGUGUGAGUGUGCUCCUGAACAUGUAUGCGCAUGCUCUCUCUGCCUAGCCAGCUGCCUCCAGCCUGUGCUAGAGGUGUGGAGGGGACAGAGAGAAGCCUCAUGCUGGGAACUUGCCAAAUGUGGGCCAGAAAUUUGGGGCCAGAACAGACACUGUGUUCUGGGGUGGUGGGGAGGUGAGAACCAAGGCUCUGGGGACAGGGUGCUAGGCAAAGGAACCAGGCUAAGAAGUUGCCCAGCCUGGCAGCACAAGGCCUAGUUUGCUGAACAUGAGGAUGACUAUGACAGUCAUCACCAAAUCUUGCAUCCUAAUGUCAGAGCUCAGACCACCCUCACUGAGAACCUGUAGCACCCAGUGGUGGGCCUCUGUUUGCUGGGUCCUUUGCUCUCUUGCCUGCUCACCACACAGACAGCUACUAUUAAUAAAAUUAAAGUCAUUUCCAUCA
Molecule: messenger RNA, 5028 nt
Organism: Ictidomys tridecemlineatus (thirteen-lined ground squirrel)
Lineage: Eukaryota; Metazoa; Chordata; Mammalia; Rodentia; Sciuridae
Gene: Xpnpep2
Product: X-prolyl aminopeptidase 2
Molecular function (GO): metalloaminopeptidase activity
Source: RefSeq, a predicted model, not a curated record